Molecule: messenger RNA, 1263 nt
Organism: Podarcis lilfordi (Lilford's wall lizard)
Lineage: Eukaryota; Metazoa; Chordata; Lepidosauria; Squamata; Lacertidae
Source: the annotation of a GenBank genome assembly
AUGAUUGAGGUAACUUAAGAAUUUUGCUGGCUCAAAUCAAAGACCUAUCUAAGCCCACCAUUGUUUUACCCCCAUAGUGACCAACCUGAUGUCCAUAGGGAACCCACAAGCAGAUGAGGAUCAUAGCACUCUCUCUGUUGUUCCCAGUGUCUGGCAAAUCAGAGGCAUGGUGCCUCUGAUCCUGGAGGCAGCAUACAGUCAUCAUGGCAGGAGCCAUUGAUUACCUUAUCCUCCCUGAAAGUAGCUGGCUUAGUUCAGGAGAGCCUAGGAGUUCACCUUGAAGGCACCUUUCAUUUCAGUGCUGGUGUUCUCAGCCACAUACACAAGAGAGCAAGCCAAGUACUUUGUUUUUAAACUUAGGUGCCUUUUUAAAACAGUCUGUACAGAUUGAAUAGGGACGAGGGUGGUGCUGUGGGUUAAACCACAGAGCCUAGGACUUGCCGAUCAGAAGGUCGGCAGUUCGAAUCCCCGCGACGGGGUGAGCUCCCGUUGCUCGGUCCCUGCUCCUGCCAACCUAGCAGUUCAAAAGCAUGUCAAAGUGCAAGUAGAUAAAUAGGUACUACUCUGGUGGGAAGGUAAGCGGCAUUUCCGUGCGCUGCUCUGGUUCGCCAGAAGCGGCUUAGUCAUGCUGGCCACAUGACCCAGAAGCUGUACGCCGGCUCCCUCAGCCAAGAAAGCGAGAUGAGCGCCACAACCCCAGAGUCGGCCACGACUGGACCUAAUGGUCAGGGGUCCCUUUACCUUUACCUUACAGAUUGAAUGGGCCACACAGUUCCUGCAGUUGCCAAGGCCUUCUAUGUGCAGAUAGUGGCACAUCCAGCCUCUGCCUAACUUUUUUUAAAGCCUGAAAUACAGAUAUUCUCUAGGUGUCAAAGGCAGAGUGGGUUUUGUGGGGGGGGGUGCAUGUGGAGAACGAUAGGUAUACAAGCCAAAUUAGGAUACCUCCCCACCUCAAGGCCUAAUGAUUAAAGGCACCAUUAACUUUAAGGGGGAGAACAACACAAGUUUUGUGUGGGUUGGCUUUUUGUGUACUUUCCAUCAAUUUCUGCCUCUAUUACUAGGAAACAUUUCUGGGGCUUGACUUCUAAUGCACCUUUCUCAUUUCUCUUCUUUUUUUAGGAAUGCCAAGCAAACAAGGCAGGCAGUAGCACCAGCUGCAUCAGCUCAAGAAGCCCAGCUUAUCUUCUCCAGUUUGCUCUCGUUUUUUGCUUCUGUAUUGAUUUCCUGAAUUAUGUUAGCCGCAACCACUUCUCAAAUUCCUAG